AUGGAUAUCAUAUUUUUCAGCGACGUAAGACCAGAUUCCGAACUUCUACUUUGUCGAAAUAUCACAGAAGUUGGAUCUCUUCUUUGGGAUGAAGAACUCAUCGAGAUAGUUCUAGAAGCUGUGAAGUGUCGAAUAAGAAUUGGAAUAAUUGAAUUUCCCUGCAAAACCUUUACGAAGGCAUACCACUCCGUAGCAGCUGCCACCAAGUACAACCCAGAUCUUCUACCAUUUGACGAAUUCAGAAGUCUUUUUCUUGAGACGUGUCUCAUGUUGAAAGAUAGAUUCGCCAACGAAUUGCUCGAGGAGUUACAUAAAAAUGACCGAUUUGUAAACCUAUGGGUUGAUUUAGAGGCAUGUGAUAUUUAUGUGUGUGUGUGUAACGUUGUCAUUGGCUCGAUUUCUCAACAGUAUGCAACAACUGUAUUCCGAUCGGAUUCCAAUGUCACCAACUUCUCCGAUGCUUUUUGGUUGGCAUCGCGAGGUCGAAUGAGCAAGGAAAAUCUGAUGCUCUUCUCCUGGAUAGCUAUCAAGUCCGAGUUUACUUGCAAACUAGGUCAUUUGCUUGCAUCUUUCAUUCGUCCCGAGAUGAUCGAUGUCAUGAAUCAAUGCAUGAAGUUUGCUCAUAGUGCCUACCGUACUCGUGAACUAUUGGUAACAAUGGCAAAUGAUAAAGAGCUAAUGUUCCGAAUGAAAUGUCCACAGUCAACUCUUGAUAUCUCAAGAGCACACCAGAACAUCAACGGCACCGACAGUAUGAAUAGAGCACUUCGGACAAGGCUUCGCUUUUUUGUUUUCACUCUGGAACAAGUCGUAUCUCACUUUCGUGAACUUUUCUCUGAUAAGGUAAGAUACGUCUUCAAAGAAAAACGAGAAGAAAUCGUCAGUGCGACCAGUCUAAAAGAUGUAGAAACCGCGAUGGCUGACGGUUACAAAAAGAUGUCAGAUCUGGUGAUUCGAGUUGGUGUUCGCCGAAUGGUUCAUGAAACGAUGGACAUGUUUAUGAACAUGACAGAUGAAAUACGAUUAAGGUAA
Caenorhabditis briggsae is the source of this 1032-nucleotide messenger RNA. The record is from RefSeq and is a predicted model, not a curated record. Lineage: Eukaryota; Metazoa; Nematoda; Chromadorea; Rhabditida; Rhabditidae. The transcript has 5 exons. The coding region runs from base 1 to 1032 and encodes 343 amino acids.